Molecule: messenger RNA, 465 nt
Organism: Cylas formicarius (sweet potato weevil)
Lineage: Eukaryota; Metazoa; Arthropoda; Insecta; Coleoptera; Brentidae
Product: zinc finger protein 33A-like
Exons: 4
Coding region: 1-465 (154 amino acids)
Biological process (GO): regulation of transcription by RNA polymerase II
Molecular function (GO): RNA polymerase II cis-regulatory region sequence-specific DNA binding; DNA-binding transcription factor activity
Source: RefSeq, a predicted model, not a curated record
AUGAAUCAGCGACAUCCUCUGUAUAUAGCGACCAAUGUCGUUUCUGCUUUUGGCAUUCCCAUGUUGAGGCGCCCCAAAGGCAGAGGUAACCAUAGAUGUCGUUGUGGCAGAACCUACUACGAGAAAAAGAACCUGGUGCGCCACCAGAGACUGAAAGGACGAUACUCGAACGAACAAGAUCUUUUGAUCAAGUACAAACUAGCCGACCUUUCGAGACACCAAAUGCGGUCGUCUUGGUGGUGCGAGCAGUGCGGCAAGUGUUACAAGAACAAAUCGACUCUUUACCGACACAAAAAACACGAGUGUAACCAAAGCCCGUACCAAUGCUUUUACUGUUCGACGCACUACCGUCAAAAAUACGACCUGAAGAUGCAUGUGUAUAGAAAACAUCCGGAAUAUGCCGAAGAGUUUGACAACGUCUACAAAGACCUGCACAUCUUCAAAACACCAGCCGCGAUCUUAUAA